Molecule: messenger RNA, 2018 nt
Organism: Nematostella vectensis (starlet sea anemone)
Lineage: Eukaryota; Metazoa; Cnidaria; Anthozoa; Actiniaria; Edwardsiidae
Product: S-adenosylmethionine synthase
Exons: 7
Coding region: 58-1296 (412 amino acids)
Biological process (GO): S-adenosylmethionine biosynthetic process
Cellular component (GO): cytosol
Molecular function (GO): methionine adenosyltransferase activity; ATP binding
Source: RefSeq, a predicted model, not a curated record
UCGUGAAGCGUGUCGGGUAAUGUGCCGUGGUGUGCGUGGCUGAAAGUGUAGGAUUUCAUGAAGAAAGCAUCCACCAUGAACACCCCAGAUACACUCAAUAAUACUUUUCUCUUUACAUCCGAGUCUGUUGGCGAAGGCCAUCCAGACAAGAUGUGUGACCAAAUCUCCGAUGCUAUCCUCGAUGCACACUUAAAACAAGAUCCAAAUGCGAAGGUUGCUUGUGAGAGUGUAGCCAAGACUGGCAUGAUUGUUGUUUGCGGAGAGAUCACCUCUUUAGCGAAUGUAGACUAUCAGAAGGUUGUGAGGGAUACAAUCAAACAGAUUGGAUAUGAUGACUCAAGUAAAGGGUUUGAUUAUAAAACCUGCACUGUCCUGCAAGCCAUUGAACAGCAGAGCCCCGAUAUUGCUCAGGGUGUGCACAUUGGCAGAAGUGAUGAAGAUCUCGGAGCAGGGGACCAGGGUCUCAUGUUUGGCUACGCUACUGACGAGACAGAUGAGUUGAUGCCAUUAACAGUGGUGCUUGCUCAUGGGUUAAACAAGAGACUGGCAGACUGUCGGCGCAACGGAUCCCUUCCCUGGGUGAGGCCGGACUCCAAAACCCAGGUCACUGUUGAGUACAAGUUUCAAGGAGGAAAAGCUGUCCCUCUACGUGUCCAUACUAUCGUCAUUUCUGUACAGCACGACCCAAACAUUGAACUUGAUGUGAUGAGAAAAGAAUUAAUGGACUAUGUUGUUAAGGAAGUUGUACCUGAAAAAUACAUUGACAACGACACUGUCUACCACAUGCAGCCAUCAGGCUCGUUUGUGAUUGGUGGACCACAGGGUGACGCCGGUCUGACCGGCAGGAAGAUCAUCGUGGACACCUAUGGUGGAUGGGGUGCCCAUGGAGGUGGCGCUUUCUCUGGCAAGGACCCUAGCAAGGUUGAUAGAUCGGCUGCUUAUGCCGCCCGCUGGAUCGCCAAGUCUCUGGUAGCUGCUAAGCUCUGUCACAGGGUUCUGGUUCAAUUGUCAUAUGCCAUUGGUGUGGCAGAGCCAUUGUCUAUAUCUGUCUUCACAUAUGGUACCGGGUACCGUCCUGAAGAAGAGUUAUUGGAAGUCAUCAAGCACAACUUUGACCUGAGGCCUGGGGUUAUAGUCAGAGAUCUAGACCUGAAGAAGCCAAUUUACCAAAGCACCUGUCUAUAUGGCCACUUCAAACCUGGGUUCCCUUGGGAGGUUCCCAAACCCCUCAAGUACAUCAAGAAACCAGAAUGGCAUGACCCCGACAUCAAACAGCAUGACAAGUUUGAGACAUAAGUCACCCUCUUGAGCUAGAAUUUAUGUGUACCCUAGACCCUAGCAACUUGAGAAAUUUUUGUGUUUACCCCAAUGUGAUAACUGGAAGGUUUUUUUUUUUUUUUGGAGGGGGGGAGAUUGUUUUAUUAUAUCUACACUUUUUUUUACGAUCGUUGAGCAUGUUUAAAAUUACAGUAAAAUUAUACAAUCAUAUACUUCAAAGGAAAUAUUGGAAAUACUUUUGAAAGAGUAAUGUUCUUCGGAAAGGUGAAGCAGGAAUUAUGUAAAUUUAUCUUCAGUUUUCAUAGGGAGAAAGGUUAAGGCUUCAAUGCUAGCGUGUAAACAAGCAUUGAAAUUCUUGUUCAUGAGGCAGAAGGUAUGACGCGUUCUAAUGUAGGAGUCCUCUACUAACUACGGUCAUAUUCGAAGAACUUGUAUUUGAUUCAGACUUUGAUGUUUUUCCAAAUAUGGAAAACAACUGUGGCUUAAACAAGAAACACUAUCUUACGUCCAUUCUUCGUUCCAUCCCCAAAACAUGGAAAUGGCUAUUGAACUAAUUGAAUUUUGUUUAGAGGUAGCGCUAUUUUAACCAGAAAAUUCACCCAAGUUGAAAUUCCCCGUAAGCACAAGACCCCUUUCUUAUACUUAUGCCUUUAUUCUAGCGAAACGUAUCGUAAUUAAAAUACAGCGUGUACAAUUGAAAUAAAGAGGUGUCAUUUGUGAUGACAUGAGCUUUCCUCGAA